AAACUCUGAAAAUAUUAUCAUCAGCAUCAAAUACGAUAGAUCGAAAGAACGGAAUUGUUGAACAAGAUCAGAGACACAAUAGUUAUAGGAAAUUAAUUUGUUGGAUUUUAUAUUCGGAAGAAGAAUAAUUUAUUAAAACAAUGGGACAUACAGCCUUUGAAUAUUUCCAAUUAUUGGAUGGAUUGGGAAAGGUAGAAUCAUUGUGUGUGUGGUGCAAUACUCUUUUUGUGGCCACCACUGAUGGUACCUUAUCCCUUUACAAUAUUCGAUAUGAUAAAAAGGCAAACAAGGAAAAGUUUACUUGUGCUCUGGACAGUCAAAAGAAACAAUUUAGCAAAAAGCCAAUCACUCAAAUGUGCUCAGUUCCAGAAUUGGGAAUGUUGAUUUGUUUGACAGAUGGAUUUAUUAAAGUAUAUACUCUCGGAAUGUUGAGUGAAAUUGAUACACUCAAGAAUUUAAAGCAAAAUCAAUUGAAGGGAUGCAUGUUUUUUGCUCUGAAAAAGCACAAUGGUGAAUUUACAAUGGCAGUUGCAUCAAAGAAAAAGAUUUCAAUCUUUGAAUAUGGUAGUAAGGAAUCUAAAUUUAAAUAUCAACAGGAAUUGGUUCUGCCAGAUGCUGCCAAAUCUUUGAAUUGGAGUGGCGACAAGCUCUGUGUUGGUUUCAAAAAGGAAUAUUCAUUAAUUGAUGUAUUAAAGCCAUCUGCCAUGCCACAAAAACUUUUCGAUACAGGUGUUUCACAACAAAAUACUCUUGGAUUAUCACUUCCCAAUGAAACUAUUGUGGUUUUGAAUGGAAUUGGUGUGACCAUCAACUUUUCUGGUAAACCUUCACGAUCACAUGGUAUUGGAUGGAGUGAAGCUCCAAACAUGAUUGGCUAUUUGAAACCAUACCUCAUUGCACCACUCUCUGUUUUUGUUGAGGUUAGAAUUUUGAGUACCACUGUGAAAAAGGAUACUUUCAUUCAGAGUCUUCCACUCAAGGAUAUCAUUACAACAAGUCAACAGAAUUUCAUUGAUUUGGAUCAUCCAGAAAAUAUGGAUCAUGGUAUGGGUGUUGGAUUCAAGGUAAGAAAUGAACUCGACAGAGAUGACACCAUUGAUCCAGAAAAUAGAAUUUUCCUCGCUUCAAAGAGUUCCAUCUAUGUUAUGGUAAUGAAACAAUUUGAUUUGCAAGCUGGAGAACUCUUAUCCAAUCAACAAUUUGAAUUGGCUCUCCAUCUCUGUAAUACUGUAGAGAAUACCAGAUAUAAGAUUGAAGAUUGGAGAGUUAGUUCCAUUCACACACAAUUUGGUUUUCACUUGUUUGCCAAAGGUGAAUUUGACAAGGCAAUGGAACAUUUUGAUAAGACUAAAGAUGAUCCACGUAUGAUUAUUUCACUCUUCCCUGAUUUGUUACCACCAAAAUCUUCAUUUAAAUUCUCCCUCCCUUACACUUCUGAAGAGCAACGAAAGAUUGAUCACUUUUUAAAGGAUAUUGAACAAAGAAAUAAGGCCCUUCAAGCCCUGAUUCAAUACUUGCUUCACAGAAGAACAACAGAAAAGGAUUUGAAUGAGCAAGCUCUAGAUGAAGCUGAGGCAGUUGAUACAGCAUUAUUGAAGGCACUUUUAUACACUAAUGACCCUCACGUUGAAGAUUUUAUCACCCAACCAAAUCAUUGUAACAUUAUGGACAGUCAAAAGACCCUCCACUCCCAUCAAAAGUUUAGAGAGUUGGUUCUCUUCUACAAGACCAAAGGGUUGCACGAUAGAGCUCUUGAAUUGUUGAAAUUAUUGGGAGACAAGUCAUCAGCAACAUCUAUUUACACCGACUUGAUUGGUGUCAUGCCAACUAUUAACUAUUUGAAGGAAUUACAACAGGUUGGAGAAGGACAACAGUACAUUUUAGAAUUCUCAAAGUGGGUACUCAGUGCUGAGCCACUUCGUGGUUUAAAGAUUUUCCAAGUACCAAAUUGUCCAAUUAGUGUAAAUGAAAUUUUAUCUCACUUGGAUUUGUUUGAUCAUGCUCUGGCCAUGAAGAUUGCCUAUUUGGAACACUUGAUUAAGGUUGAAAAAUCUGUGGAUCCAAACCUUCACAAUCAACUUUUAUUGUACUAUUUGGAAUAUGUGACCAAAUACUCAACAUCAGCAUCCAACUAUGAGGAAGAUAGUAUUCCUGGACUCCUUCAACCAGUUAAGGAUGUCAAGCGUAGAAUGAACGACUUUUUGACCCACUCUACUUUUUACCACUCUGAAAAGAUGCUUUCGAGAUUCCCAUUCGAUUCCCUGUACGAAGAGAGAGCUAUUUUGUUGAGUAAGAUUAAUAGACACUCCCAAGCUCUGACUAUCUAUGUUACCAAAUUGGAAAGUAUGGAUAAGGCUGAGAAAUAUUGCGAGCAACACUAUAAUCCAGAUGGAAGUGAAGAAAGUAGGGAAAUAUUUAUCAUUCUUCUCAAUAUGAUUUUAAAGCAAAGUGCCAGUACAGAAAACAAUUUAUUCUUUGAAGAUGCUAUUGGAUUAUUGGAACGUCACUUUUCAAAGAUUGACUUGAUCAAGGCAAUUAAAUUGCUCCCAGAAAAUGUUCCAAUAUCUGAUUUGAUGAAGUACUUUGAAGCAACUCUGAGGUGCCAUACGGAACAAAAGAGACGUGCUCAAAUUAUGAAAAAUAUCAAUCGAUCUGAGAAUCUCCAAGUUCACGAAGAAGUCAUUAAGGAAAGAAAGAGAGUUGUAAAGGUUAAACCAGAUAGAACUUGUGCAGUGUGCAAUAAGAAAUUAGGUAUGAGUGCCUUUGUUUGUUAUCCUAAUGGUGUCGUUACACAUUAUAUUUGUGCUAAAAACAUGAACGUUUGUCCAGUCACAGGUAAACACUUUAUGAAAUUGUAAUAAAUUAUUUUUUGUAAACUGAUUUAUUU
Molecule: messenger RNA, 2887 nt
Organism: Naegleria gruberi
Lineage: Eukaryota; Heterolobosea; Eutetramitea; Acrasida; Naegleriidae
Product: CNH domain-containing protein
Exons: 2
Coding region: 141-2858 (905 amino acids)
Biological process (GO): endosomal vesicle fusion; autophagy; intracellular protein transport
Cellular component (GO): cytoplasm; membrane
Molecular function (GO): protein binding
Source: RefSeq, a predicted model, not a curated record